AUGCGGUCAAUCCUGCUGACCCGGCUACUCGGACUCAUGCUUAUAUCGCCACCACCAAAGGACAUCCUCAUAGGAAAGACAAUUGGUUGUGGUACUCGGCGGGGCAAACUCUACUACUUGGACUGGGCACCGGAUAGUGCGGUCAAGUUGGCUGACAUAUCUGUCCCCAAUAGUGUAACUGAAGCACUAGAAGACCCAAAAUGGAAAGAAGCUAUGAAUGAAGAAAUGCGAGCUCUCCAAAAGAAUGUCACAUGGGAACUUGUGCCCUUAUCUCAUAGAAAGAAGACAGUAGUAUGCAUGUGGAUUUAUACUGUAAAACUCAAAGCAGAUGGAUCCAUUGAAAGAUAUAAAGUUAGAUUGGUGGCGAUUGGGUACACACAGAUACAUGGGAUAGACUACGAGAAGACCUUUGCCCCAGUAGCCAAGAUUAACACUAUUAAAGUCUUAUGGUCUCUAGCAAUAAAUCUCGAUUAG
This is a messenger RNA of Prunus persica (peach), 474 nucleotides long. RefSeq lists its product as uncharacterized. NCBI's taxonomy places the organism in Eukaryota, Viridiplantae, Streptophyta, Magnoliopsida, Rosales, Rosaceae. Bases 1 to 474 code for a protein of 157 amino acids. The record is from RefSeq and is a predicted model, not a curated record. The transcript has 3 exons.